Molecule: messenger RNA, 1512 nt
Organism: Penicillium canescens
Lineage: Eukaryota; Fungi; Ascomycota; Eurotiomycetes; Eurotiales; Aspergillaceae
Product: arylsulfotransferase family protein
Exons: 3
Coding region: 1-1512 (503 amino acids)
Source: RefSeq, a predicted model, not a curated record
AUGUUUGACCAAAGCAGCAAGUCCCGUAUUUCCCUUGGGCUGAAGGCUCUGGGAAUGAUUCUUGGCCAUGUGAAUCUUGGAAUCGCGGAACCUGCAUCCUGGAUAUCUUUCCAAUCUAGGCCUGACAUCCUCGCUCCUUCACUCAAUGUGAGCAUCAAUGAUGAUGGCUUAGUCACACCAGGUUAUAUAUUCAUGGCUCCGUACGAAACGGACAGACCGGGACCGUAUAUUUAUUCUACCGAUGGGGACCUUAUUUGGAGUGGAUCAGAUGGGUCGACCACCGAGCUUUUCCAUGAUCUCCAUGUCUGCAAUUAUGGAGGGUCUGAUCAUCUGUGCUUCUUCCAAGGAACUCAGAUCGAAGGCUAUGCGCGGGGCCGAAAUUUAAUACUUAACAAUAACUAUCAACCUACUACGGAAGUACAGAGCGGUCAGGGGCUCGAGAUAAGUGACAUGCAUGAGUUGGAAGUCCUGGACGGGGAACGUAUGUUGUUUACGAUCUACCAGCCACGGUUGUAUGAUCUAUCGGCAUACGGUAUGAAAACCCCAGGCUGGGUCAUGGAUGGCGUUUUUCAGGAAGUCGACAUUAAGAGUGGAAAGGUGCUUUUUGAGUGGGGAUCGCUUGGUCACGUUCCUCUUUCGGAGACCUACGUUCCUUUGGGGAUCAAUCCAGUCGUUGGCGAUGGAUUAAGCAAUUCUACCGCCUGGGAUUAUUUCCACAUCAAUUCUGUUGACAAAUUCUCUGACGGCGACUACCUUGUUUCCGCAAGACAUACUAGCUGCAUCUACAAACUUUCUGGUGAAGACGGGGCUGUAAUAUGGCGACUAGGUGGUGUCAACCCUACUUUUCACAUGACCGACUACAACUUUUCUUCGCAACAUGAUGCGCGCGUCCACGGGGAAAAUAACACGCAUACAGUGCUUUCGCUCUUCGAUAAUGGAAGUAACAACUACAGAAACACUUCACUCAUAUCGUCCGGUAUGAUCGUCGCGAUCGAUCACCAAACCAACACCUCGACACUCAUCACAAGGUUCCAGGCUCCAGGAGAGGGCCUACGCUCUACCAGCCAAGGAAACACCCAGAUACUGUCUAAUGGAAAUGCGUUUAUUGGAUGGGGAAGCAAUCGGUCUUUUUCAGAGCAUACUGCAGAUGGUACGCCAGUCUACUUUGCCACCUUGAUUGACAAUGAUUCGAUGAAUUAUCGCGCAUUCAAGUACAAUUGGACCGCGACACCAUCUGAUCCUCCAGCUCUCUCCGCACAAGCUCCCUCAUCAAAUGGUGCAACGACAUUCUGGGUUAGCUGGAAUGGAGCGACAGACAAUAGCCAUUGGAACUUCUACGGGUCCAGUUCUGCCUCCGACCCCUUUGUGCUGCUGGCUGGUGUAGGCAAGCAGGGAUUCCAGACUACCUACACAAGCCCCAAAUUCUAUCAUCGGGCAUUUGCGGAAGCGGUAGCAUCCGACGGCUCCAGUAUGAAGAAUUCGUCGGUAGUGAAUGUGUCAGUUCCAACAUGA